Messenger RNA from Melanotaenia boesemani (Boeseman's rainbowfish), 6017 nucleotides. RefSeq names its product lysine (K)-specific demethylase 4C (gene kdm4c). The coding region runs from base 227 to 4963 and encodes 1578 amino acids. Lineage: Eukaryota; Metazoa; Chordata; Actinopteri; Atheriniformes; Melanotaeniidae. The transcript is spliced from 22 exons. Gene Ontology annotation, biological process: chromatin remodeling. Gene Ontology annotation, molecular function: histone H3K9 demethylase activity; histone H3K36 demethylase activity. Gene Ontology annotation, cellular component: nucleus. The record is from RefSeq and is a predicted model, not a curated record.
CGCAGAUCUCACAGCGCGUGGAUAAGUCUACCGCACUACGGCCAUGACCACGGCUGUGACACACACACAUAGCAGAGAUACAGACGGUGUGGGACGCAGCCGCUCUUCAAGGCACGAAGCAACAGCAGCAGCUGUCAUGUGAAUCAGCUGGACGAACAAGGAAGGACAUAAACAACAGCACGAUUCCAAAUUUCUAACUCCAGAUUAUUGCCAGUGAGAUUGCAGGAUGGCGGGAGCAGGGGUGUACACCCCUGCAAACCCCACCUGCAAGAUUAUGACUUUCCGGCCCACCAUGGAAGAGUUCAGAGACUUCAACCAGUACCUGGUUUAUAUGGAGUCUCAGGGUGCACACCGUGCAGGUUUGGCAAAGGUCAUUCCUCCUAAAGGCUGGAAGCCCCGUCGCACGUACGAUGAUAUCGACGAUUUGAUGAUCGAUGCUCCCAUUCAGCAGAUGGUGGCCGGCCAGUCGGGGCUCUUUACUCAGUACAACAUCCAGAAGAAGCCUCUUAGUGUGCAGGAGUUCAGGCGAUUGGCUAACAGUGACAUGUACUGUACACCUCGCUACCUGAAUUAUGAAGAUCUUGAGAGGAAAUACUGGAAGAAUCUCACUUUUGUCUCCCCCAUCUAUGGUGCUGAUGUCAGUGGAAGCCUCUACGAUGAGGAUGUGGAAGAGUGGAACAUUGGCCAUCUGAACUCCAUCCUAGAUGUCAUCGAGGAGGACUGUGGCGUUUCCAUACAGGGGGUCAACACUCCAUAUCUUUACUUUGGCAUGUGGAAGACCACUUUUUCCUGGCACACUGAAGAUAUGGACCUGUACAGCAUCAAUUACCUUCAUUUUGGAGAGCCCAAGUCCUGGUAUGCCAUCCCCCCUGAGCAUGGGAAGAGGCUAGAGCGUCUGGCUACAGGUUUUUUUCCUAACAGCUUCAAGGGGUGUGAAGCUUUCCUUCGUCACAAGAUGACUCUGAUCUCCCCUUCUGUACUGAAGAAGUACGGCAUUCCUUUUGAUAAGAUUACUCAGGAAGCUGGAGAGUUCAUGAUCACCUUUCCCUACGGUUACCAUGCUGGAUUCAACCAUGGCUUCAACUGUGCAGAGUCCACUAACUUUGCCACCGUGCGCUGGAUAGACUACGGCAAAGUGGCCACACAGUGCACAUGUAGCAGAGACAUGGUAAAGAUAUCCAUGGAACCCUUUGUGAAGCGUUUUCAGCCUGACCGGUAUGCUAACUGGAUGGUGGGCAAAGAUUCAACGCCUAUAGACCACACCCAAGCCACUCCCAGUUCAACACCAGAGCUGCAGAGCUGGUUACAGAGACGCCAUAAGACCAAGUCUACAAACAAAGGCAGCAGCCACUCUCGAAUGCGCUCCAAGCGCCUCAGGACCACAGAGGAGCCAGUUGGCCUGGAUGGCAGCUCGGUGUUGAACAGCAGCAAGAGGAAAAGCCAGGGUGGUCCGUCUGCUCCCAAGGUGCGAAAAUCUGUGGCAGGGACAACUUGCAAGGAAGAGAAGGAGAAGAAGAAGGAAGCUGAGUCCAAGCACAACCAGAAUCCAAACUUUGUUCAGCUUGCUAGUCCUUGCAGACAGAUGUGUGUGGUCAAGGUAAAUCGUGUUGAGAGCAAAUGUUUGCGGUUUUCUAAUAAGGACGUGUCUAGUAACCCCCCCUCCACCUCACCUGCUUCACCACUGAAGAAUGAAACAAUUAUCGAUCCCCAGUACCUCUCAGGAUCAGGGGUUACAAGCAGGACUCCUGAAGGACUCAGACCAAGUCCUGAGGCUAAUCAGAUGCAUCUGAGAAUCAAGGAGUCAGUGUGUUGCUCCGCUGUACCUCAAGACCUCCCAGAUUGUGUAAACUCUACCAGGGUUCCUCCUCUGGAGGCCAAAAAACUCAGCUCACCUUCACAUGCAAACACUUCAUCUGAGACUGUAAUAGACUCCAAGCUGUCUGCUUCCUCAUCUUCAAGCCUAACUAUAAACAUGGGCAACAGCACAAACACAGGUACAAAGAAAUGCACUAACACUGUUAAAGCGGGGAAAAUGGACACACAUGUUAAACCACACUCCGCUUCAGAUGCACUUUCUGAUCUCAAGAUUGAGCCAGCAGAGGGCGAUAGCUGCACACCAGGUGGAUCUUCCUCUGCCUCUCAAUGCAUUUGGAAUGGAGGAAAAGGCAGCAUUGAGGAAAGACUUUUCCCUCCUCUUCUGCAGAGGAAUGCAGUGGAUAUGCCACAACUAACACCAGAACCAGCUGAUAAGGUUGGAAUUUGCCCUUUACCACCUGUGUUAACCCAAGAGAUGCCCUCCCUCACCCCUGCUGAUGAUGGGCUGACUGAUUUCCCAAAGUCUACAUUGUGCAGCCACCAGAGCGCACCUGUGCUACAGAGGGAGACGCCAACUGGCUCUCCAUCUUCACAAGGAGCCAAAGAAGAUCAUUUAAAACCAUCAACAGAACCUUGUGCAGCAGAACAUGCCAACUGCUGGCAUUUAGAUUUACCAAUUAGUUGUGAAGAGGCUGCAAUGUCUGGUUUAGAGGGAAGCAUGCCUCAUUUAACUGCCAGUGGUUUGCACAAAAUAACAUCUGGUGCUGACCAUGAAAUGCUAAUAAUACCUGCAGCUGCUCCAGAAAAGGAUCACACAAAGCUGGAAAAAAGGACUCCUGGACAGUUAGUUCAUAGAACUGCUCCUCAAAGAGAGCCACAACCCAGCUUACCAGAUACAAAUAAAAAGAACUCCAAAGACCCAGCUCAAAGAGACUCCCUUCUAGCCCCCAUCACUCCUUUAUGCAAUCAAAAUGGCAACCACUCAUCGUUACAACUUAAUCACCACUCCACAUACUCCUCCUCCCUUUGUAAUUCCCAGAAUGAAUACAUGGAACCAAAAACCUUCUCCGGUAGCGUCUGGAAAAACUUUAAUUCCCAGUGUCCUGCGGUUCUCAUCCAGAGUCUGCACUCAGAGCUCCCUUCUGACUUCUCCCACGACCCUCUGUCUUACACCAUGUGGACCGAGCCACAAUGCAAAGAGGUCACAGACCUGGAAGAUGCAGCAAAAGACCUCCGUCAGUCAGAAAACCAGGAAAAUGAAGGUGGGCCUCUAACUUGGGCCCAACUUGAGCCCACCUCUCUUCUUUCAGUUGGUACUAUGGAUCCUCUGGGACUUUGUGACGAUUAUGCUCUACAACGAGAUGACGUAGAUGGGACUGAAUCCCUGUCACUGAGUAGGGAAGCUGGGAGACAAAGGGAGGCAGAGGAGCGUCUACACUCAGAAAUGGCAGCUUCUUCUGUCAGGACAGGAAGGGGAGAACAGGAUGGGGUGUCCGAUAUGGAAUUAGGGGGAUUCGAUGGUGAAGAUGCAGAGCAGCAAAGUAGUGCUAAAGGAGAGAGCAGCAGCGAUUCAUCUGAGGAGGAAGAAGAAGAAGAGGAGGAGGAGGAAAAUGAUGAAAGUAGUUAUGAAUGUGAAGAAUCAGGCCUGGAACCUGGGGAGGUUUGUGCUUACCCUGCCAUGUCAGCAAAAAUGACCACUAAGAGCUGGCGUCACCCACUAAGGAAACCCACCGCAAGAGCAGUGCCCACUGCUGUCAAACAACAGACUGCCAGCGACGAGGAGCCCCCUGAAGCUAGCCUAGCAGAUGAGGAGGAGCAGGAAAUGGAAGCAUGGGCAAAGCCCCUUGUCCAACUUUGGCAAAACAGAAAGAGCUGCUUCACAGCAGAGAGGGAGUACAACGCUCACGCAGCCACCAUGCAGCCAUACUGUGCUGUGUGCACACUCUUCAUGCCCUAUUAUCAGGCUGAAGACAAAGCUGAGGACAUUAAAUCUACCACAGCUAAGGAUGCCUCUGAAUCAUCCUCUCCAACGAAGGGCCCUUCACCUCCCUGCAGGGGGUUAAAGAGGACCAAGCCCCUGGUCCCUGAGAUCUGCUUCUCUUUCCGGGAGCAGAACUGCCCCCCAACUCCUACUAACCCUCUGCUGCAGGAGGAUGGAACCUCCCCUCUUCUCUCCUGCCAAGGCUGUUGCCUGCAAGUCCACGCAAGUUGCUACGGUGUUGCAGCAGAUGACAUCAGUGAACAGUGGUCAUGUGAUCGCUGUACAGAAGGAGGCUUUGCAGCAGAAUGUUGUCUCUGUAACCUCAGAGGUGGAGCUCUGAAGAAAACCCAAAACGACAAAUGGGCCCAUGUGAUGUGUGCAGUAGCACUGCCAGAGGCAAGGUUCAGGGAUGAAGCCAAGAGGAGUCCCAUUGACAUCAGCAGGAUCACAAUGCAGCGAUAUAAACUGAAGUGCAUCUAUUGUCGUAGCCGCUGCGCAGGGAAGCGGCAGGCAGGGGCUUGUAUCCAGUGCUCAUGUGGCCGGUGUCCCACCUCCUUUCAUGUGACCUGUGCCCAUGCUGCCGGUGUAAUCAUGGAGCCGGAUGAUUGGCCGUAUGUCGUGUCAGUCACCUGCCAUAGACACCAGUCACGGAGUUCUUCAGCUAAACAGCGGGCGUGCCAAACGUCCAUCUCACUGGGCCAGACGGUGAUCUCCAAACACAAGAACCUGCGCUACUACAGCUCCAAAGUCACCCAGAUCACCUCCCAGACGUUCUACGAGGUCAUGUUUGAUGACGGCUCUUUCUCUAAUGACACCUACCCGGAGGAUAUCGUGAGCAGAGACUGUGUGAACCUCGGUCCUCCAGAAGUUGGGGAGACUGUUCAAGUAAAAUGGCCUGACGGGCUGUUCUAUGGUGCUAAAUACCUGGGAUCUAGCGUCUCCUACAUGUACCAGGUGGAGUUUGAAGAUGGGUCUCAGGUGCUGGCAAAAAGGGAAGAUGUCUAUACGUUAGAUGAAGACCUCCCUAAGAAAGUGAAGCGCCGACUCGUAAGUGUUAGACGUGCUCGGAAACUCAACGGCCUCAAGCAUGCGUUUCCAGGAUGCCUUCUUCACCACGCAGGGGGAGAGGAAACGACACAGGACGCCAAAUUCCCGUUUCCAAAAUGACUAUGUGGCCCUGCCAGGCCUCCGUACAACUGCCAAAAGCACAUGGGAGCAGCGCAGCCACAAAGGGAAAUGAAGUCAUGGAGAAGGACUGAUGACAAACGAAUGCACUGAGUUAACAGUGGAUGUACAGGAGAGGUUGUUUUGUGCGAGUGUAUGGUUGUAAGAUUUUUGGAUCCACUUCCGUGUUAACAGCUACAGCCCACAAAGCCCCCGUGCAAAGCUCAAGAUUACAGGAAGUGAUGACAAGGGAGUGGGAGACUUGGAUUGUGUGGAUGCUGAUUUGUGAGUGCUUGUACAUUUUAAGCCAGUGAUCGGUGUGGUUGGUGUGAAGGGCUGGAGAGGAACUCUGAUAGGACUCAUACACAGCAGGUUAACAGAGGGCGCUGCUGCCUCAGUUGCCUCGAGCUUUCAGAUCCAUCAGGGAAAUUAAACGUGACUUACAAAUGUCACACAACCCUUUUUGAAUUAUACUUUUUUUUUUUCCUUUGUAAAUCAGAAGUUCAAGUUUUUCUAAAUAGCCCACCUAUAGUAGCAUUAUUUAAGUGGGGGUCUUUAAUUUCUAGUUUUGAUUAUGAAUGUUUAUGUAUUUGGUUUGUAGUAUUUUCCUCUUGUUUUCCUCGCAUGUUCUACACUGUCUAACUGCUUCUGCUGGGCCCGAUCCGAUUACACUACGAUGGCUUCCUCUCUGCAUGUUUGUUCUUUUUAAUGGAUGUGGGAAUUCUGUCAUUUGGAAACGGAAAAAGACAAUGAGCGAACAUGUUCAUAUGGGAACAUGUACAGACAGGAAGCCAUGCCCUUGUGUUGGAUUUUACCCUUUAAACGUGAAAUGCUACUGUUGCUCUGUUGAAUGAGACACAUUGUUGAAAUUAUUUAAAAUUUGUAUUUAUUUUUGGCUUGCUAUAUUGCUAUAACUAUUGCUAACUGCUGUAAGAAAAACAAUAAAAAUCUUUUUUCUUUUUUGUUUUUAAAAUAGUAAAAUUCUCCCACUAAGAAUUGAACUGGAUGUUUCAGGAGUCAUAAAGUUUGUGGCUUUUUGAGACACAAGUUAGGGGAA